AUGAAAUUGCCAAAUAAAUCCUCUGUUAAAGAUGGGAAUAAUUGGAAAAAUUCCGAAAAUGUAUUUGCCCGUAUAUCUCCAGCAAUAGCUAAAAAUGUCUUUCAUCAUGUAAGACACAUUAGACUAUACAAUUACGGAUUAGAACUUCCAUUACUUGAUUUUAAUUGUCCACAAGGAUGUGAAAAAGAAUGGGAUAUUUGGAAAUGGCUAUUUUUUGUUUCACUACUAAUUACCUUUCUUUUUCUUGUAUUACUUUCAAUAUUUGUUGUAAUUUUGGAUAUUCGUGAAAGAUCUUUAUUGGUAUUAGAAUCUGAAGGGCCAAUAGAAAAUAUUAGAAUGGUCAGAAUAGAAGACGGGAGGGCAAUUUUAGAUGAAAAAGAUUUAAAGAAAAAUAAAUUUAGAAUGCUUGUUGAUAUUAAUUAA
Meloidogyne enterolobii is the source of this 423-nucleotide messenger RNA. Lineage: Eukaryota; Metazoa; Nematoda; Chromadorea; Rhabditida; Meloidogynidae. The record is from the annotation of a GenBank genome assembly.